UGCCCUGGGAAAGUGACCUAUGAUGCCCAGAAAUCUUCUAGUACUUUCUUCUUUCUUUCUUUUUCUUUCUUUCUUUCAAGUGUUCUGCUGGUUGGUUGAGCUUCAUCCUUCUGAACUGUGGGAAAACUGGGGUUCUGCCCUGUCCACACCAUCACUGAUGGGAGCUUUGUUUUCUGCUUGUCUUUUCCCCAAGGAGAUGAUAGAAAGUGACAUCUCGUCUAUGAUGUCAGGAAUUCUGCAAAACUCAGGGCAAAAUCAUCACCCCUCUCCACAGGAGUACAGGCUCCUGGCCACCACCGGCGAGGACGACCUUCCCGGGGACCUGCAGUCGCUGUCAUGGCUCACAGCUGUGGACGUGCCGCGGCUGCAGCAGAUGGCGAGUGGCCGCGUGGACCUGGGUGGCCCCAGUGCACCCCACCCACAUCCAGGUGCCUUGGCCAGGGCAGCCAGCCUGCAUGUGGGAGCCACCCCAGGUCCACUGCUCCACGGCCCGGCUGGCAUGGUCCCCCCAGGCAUGCUAGGCCUGAGCCCCAUAGCCAAUCACAGAGCCAGCAUGAACCAGAUCCCUGUGGGGGGCCAGCCCUCAUCCAGCCUGCAGGACCAGCCACAGCUGUACUUGCCCGCCUCCCAAACGCAGUUACUGCUGCCCCCAGGCACCCAGCAGCACCCCCCUAUGGGCCUGUACGGCUCCCCGUUUGGAGCACGGCCUCCCUACCCCCAGCCCCGCAUGGCUGUGCAUUCGUCUCGGGAACUGCACCCCAAACACUACCCCAAGCCCAUCUACUCAUACAGCUGUCUGAUUGCCAUGGCCUUGAAGAACAGUAAGACAGGCAGCCUGCCUGUGAGCGAGAUCUACACCUUCAUGAAGGAGCACUUUCCCUACUUCAAGACGGCUCCCGACGGCUGGAAGAACUCGGUGCGGCACAACCUGUCCCUGAACAAGUGCUUUGAGAAGGUGGAGAACAAGAUGAGUGGCUCCUCGAGGAAGGGCUGCCUGUGGGCCCUGAACCUGGCCCGCAUCGACAAGAUGGAGGAGGAGAUGUACAAGUGGAAGAGGAAGGACCUUGCCGCCAUCCACCGGAGCAUGGCCAACCCCGAGGAGCUGGACAAGCUGAUCUCGGACCGACCGGAGAGCUGCAGACGCCCUGGCAAACUGGGAGACCCCGAGGGCCCCGUGCUGACUCAUGCCACCACGGUGGCCAUGGCCCAUGGACGCCUGGCUGUCUCCCAGCUUCCGCCCCAGCCACUGAUGACCCUGUCCCUGCAGUCCGGCCCCCUGCACCACCAGGUCCAGCCCCAGGCACAUCUCGCCCCAGACUCUCCCGCCCCGGCCCAGACCCCACCGCUGCACGCCCUGCCGGAACUGAGCCCCAGCCCCCUCCCCCACCCCGCCAUGGGAAGGGCGCCCGUGGACUUCGUCAACAUCAGCACCGACAUGAACACUGAGGUGGAUGCCCUGGACCCCAGCAUCAUGGACUUCGCUCUGCAGGGGAACCUCUGGGAGGAGAUGAAGGAUGGGGGCUUCAGCCUGGACACGCUGGGGGCCUUCGGAGACUCCCCCCUCGGCUGUGAGCUGGGGGUCUCGGGCCUGACCCCCGUCUCCGGCGGCAGCGACCAGUCCUUCCCAGACCUGCAGGUGACGGGCCUGUAUGCUGCGUACUCGACCCCAGACAGCGUGGCCGCGUCGGCCACAACCUCGUCCUCCCAGUACCUGGGCAGCCCAGGGAACAAGCCCAUCGCCUUACUUUGAGGUG
This is a messenger RNA of Panthera uncia (snow leopard), 1754 nucleotides long. It is a transcript of the gene FOXN4, whose product is annotated as forkhead box N4. The coding region runs from base 20 to 1750 and encodes 576 amino acids. Lineage: Eukaryota; Metazoa; Chordata; Mammalia; Carnivora; Felidae. Gene Ontology annotation, cellular component: nucleus. Gene Ontology annotation, molecular function: cis-regulatory region sequence-specific DNA binding; DNA-binding transcription factor activity. Gene Ontology annotation, biological process: regulation of DNA-templated transcription. The record is from RefSeq and is a predicted model, not a curated record. The transcript has 9 exons.